Molecule: messenger RNA, 3717 nt
Organism: Cololabis saira (Pacific saury)
Lineage: Eukaryota; Metazoa; Chordata; Actinopteri; Beloniformes; Belonidae
Gene: bckdk
Product: branched chain ketoacid dehydrogenase kinase
Exons: 11
Coding region: 137-1423 (428 amino acids)
Biological process (GO): regulation of glucose metabolic process; protein phosphorylation
Cellular component (GO): mitochondrion
Molecular function (GO): pyruvate dehydrogenase (acetyl-transferring) kinase activity
Source: RefSeq, a predicted model, not a curated record
CGCGGUGCUGUCCGCAGAUAGAGACGUGCCUUUGUGGACGCGGCGCGACCCCCGAUGGCCUCGCAGCGGCGUUAACACUUUGUGACAUUAACGGGAACAGGUCAGUCCCUGUUCGAGCUCGCAGCCCCGUCUCCAAAUGCGUCCGGGACUGGCAGGACUAGCGGCGGAGAUGCUGAGCUGCUCCGGCGGCAGAGCCGCGCCGCGGCUGGGCAGCCUGCUGCUCGGCCCCGCGGCCAGCGCGCUGGCGCCGCCGGCGGGGCCGAGCGGCCGCCGGCUCCGCUCCACGUCCUCCAUGCAGGGCCACGCAGAGCUGGCCAGGGAGCGCUCCAAGACUGUCACGUCGUUUUACAACCAGUCUGCGAUCGACUCUUCCGCAGAGAGGGCCUCCGUGAGACUAACCUUAGCAACGCUGCUUUAUUCCGGGAAGUCUCCAGAAGGACACCACGUCUUGAGCAGUGCCAAGUACCUUCACAAGGAGCUGCCUGUACGAAUCGCCCAUCGCAUCAAGGGUUUCCGCAGUUUACCCUUCAUCAUUGGUUGCAACCCCACCAUACUGCAAGUGCAUGAGCUGUACAUCAGGGCGUACCACAUGCUCAGUGACUUUCCCCAGAUCAAGGAUCAGGAAGCGGAGGCUCGUUUCUGUAAAAUGGUGCAGCUGCUGCUGGACGACCACAAGGACGUGGUCACCAUGCUGGCGCAGGGCUUCAGGGAGUGCCGCCGCCACAUCGAGGACGAGACGCUCAUCCGCAGCUUCCUGGACACCACGCUGUGCUCUCGCCUGGGAAUCCGGAUGUUGGCCACGCACCACCUCGCCCUCAACGAAGACAACCCUGACUUCGUGGGGAUCAUCUGCAGACGCCUGUCUCCUAAAAAGAUCAUUGAGAAGUGGGUCGACUUUGCCAGACGUCUGUGUGAGCAUCAGUACGGAAACUCGCCCAGGGUGAGGAUCAACGGACACGUCGCCGCUCGCUUCCCCUUCAUCCCGCUGCCUCUGGAUUACAUCCUGCCGGAGCUCCUGAAGAACGCCAUGAGGGCGACCAUGGAGAGCCACCUGGACACCCCGUACAACGUGCCUGACGUGGUCGUCACCAUCGCCAACAACGACAUCGACUUCGUCAUCAGGAUCUCGGACCGCGGCGGCGGCAUCCCCCACAACAUCAUAGACAAGGUGAUGGAUUACCACUUCAGCACGGCGGAGGAGAGCGCGCAGGACCCCCGCAUGAGCAACCUCUUCAACACCAUCACCAACUCCGGGAACCAGUCCAGCCCCAUGCACGGGUUUGGCUUCGGCUUGCCCACCUCCCGGGCCUACGCCGAGUACCUGGGCGGCUCGCUGUCCAUCCAGUCCAUGCAGGGCAUCGGCACGGACGUCUACCUGCGUCUGCGCCACAUCGACGGCAAAGGAGAGAGCUUCAGGGUGUAAAACUCCUCGCCGGUAAUGCUAGUAGGUCCCAACGGAGGGGCGAGGCCAACCAGAGUUUCUCACCGCGAAGGCCGGCGAGGACGAGCUCCUUCGUCCUCAAAGCGGCGGCCUUCGCGUCAGUCUGUCACUUCUUCUUCUUUGUUUUCGCCUUUGACUGAUUUAUAAGCUACGUUAGCUCUGGAGCUGAUGGUUUGUUGCCCUGUGGCGUGUCGUCUCAAAGAUGGUUGUUGUUUCUUUUUUUUUUGAUGAUGAUUCAUGAAUUUGUUUUUGAAUGUUUGGAUUUUCGGGACAAACUGUGCAUGAUGGUGGACACUGAAGAGAGAAGGACGAGAAGAAGAGCUUCACUUUUAAAGAAGCUCUUGUUGAAGUUACUGGUUGCUUAGCCUCGCGGUAGACGCCGAUGUUUAGAUGAUAAAUGUUUCACGUGAAACUUCUGAGACACUCCAGCGACCCGGAUCUGUUUUAUCUCCUCAAAGAUCAGCGGCGAUCGUCUCCACCGGUUAAACGGCCAGAAACUCGCGUCUACAAGGGAAACGGUACGUGGAGCCAGCCACGCCCACCAGAGACGGGACCUCCCCUGGCUCAUAAAUAUAAGAAAAAAAAAAAAAAUUAAAUGCCAAAAACAAAAGAUUUGUUCAGAAAGUCGUCUUUGCGGCGCCUGCUGCCCCGGACGCGCCUGCCUGCCUUACGCACGACUCCAGUUCUCAGCUGUAUUCUACUUUUCUCACUCGGUUUGUUGCCUUUUUACCGUCGUCCCUGUCGGCGUCGUUAGAUUUACGGUUUUUAAGUAGUUUUCCUGCUCAGUUACACCGCAGCAGUAUUGUUUGUUUUAAACUUUAGUCUUUUUGACGUCCGUUUUUGUACGAAAACAUUUCAAAUCACAUUUCAGAGCGAUUUGACGACAGCAUUUCUGCUGUAUGGACGUGUUGAGUUUCUACGGCUGCCGGCCGUUUUCACGUCAAAUCACAACUUGAUUAAGUCGUUUAUCUUCAGGUGAAGUGCAGAAUAACCUUUUAUUUCUGGAUGUUUAGUCUUCUAACCGCACGAAAACGUCAAAUUUGUUGCUGAACACUUUAUUAUUGAUUAAACGAGACAACUGUCCUCUUUGCUGCAGUUUGAUUCUUCUGAUGCACCACCGAUGAUGCUUUUUAUAGUCAACAGAACCAACUCUGAACACCUGGAACCCAAAACUCAGUUUCUUAAGUUUGUUGAACCUCCUUAGUGGAACAGACCCUAGGGUAGGAGGUUACCAUGGUUACAGAGUCCUAAAACUAAGCUCAUAGACCCUUAAAUCGAUGUUCCUUGAAUAACUUCCUCAGAGAUCCAGUUUCCUGUCAGAGGGGGGGUCCAGUGUGGACGAGGAUCAGUUUUGUUUGGGAACGAAGGCUGUGCCCCCUGCAGCACCCUCUCAUUAAAACAACCCUUAGAUUUAGUCUGUUACAAAAAUGUCAGGAAAAGAGUCACAAAAAUCAAGUUGUGAUGCGACUAAACGGACAGAACGUGACACAAUCCAGAAGAACCUGGAGGUCCUGAAGUUCAGCAGAAACUCUCCUGUCGUGUUGAACAUUCCCCGCAAACGUCAUGCCACUGAUCAGGAUGACACGUUUAGACUUUUGCUUUAAUGACCAGCUGUUACUGUCGCCGUUUGAACUCGAAGGGGGCAUUAGAGACGAUUAUUCUGAACCCGCCUCAAAAACACGUGGACUCGACCAGAUGUUUGCUUUUCUUUUGAGACAAUGUGCAAAACAUUAAAUUAAGUUUUACAUCUUACAGAUGAACUAACAGCUAAAGGCAGCUAAAAUCUCAUUUUAGCUGCGAUCAUGUUAUUUUCUAGUAAGAUAUAAAAUAUCAUCCAGUUUUUUUGUUUUUUUUAAAGAGGCUCAUUUAUAUAUUUAUUUAUCCCUCAAAACGCACCUGAACUAAUGAUUGGUAUGUAGCCUUGCUUGGAAAGCAGAGGUGAUUUGGGGAAAGCUGAUAACCACUCCAACUUUUUUGAAUAAAGGGUGAAACGUUGAAGGUUUGUAGUUUGAGUGCUGACUGCCCCCUGCUGGUGGAACCAGAGAAUGCAGCCUUAGACCUUAUCAAGAACGAGAACGCUCCAGAGGAUCCAAGGGUUUCUUUAUUUCCAAGUUUCUGAUCAAAAUGAAGCAAAAAUAAAGCUUAGCAUCACCAAGCAAAACUUGAGUUUGUUACUGAUAAUUGUACCGUCUGGAGUGUUUUGUCUCCUAGUACCUGUAGCUUCUCCUCACGACUUUUGUUUAAGAUUUUGUUUAUUAAAUUUUACUUGGUUUCAA